Messenger RNA from Motacilla alba alba, 1762 nucleotides. Its product is annotated as C-type lectin domain family 2 member D2-like. Bases 16 to 1008 code for a protein of 330 amino acids. Lineage: Eukaryota; Metazoa; Chordata; Aves; Passeriformes; Motacillidae. The transcript is spliced from 6 exons. The record is from RefSeq and is a predicted model, not a curated record.
GGCGCAGCGGCCCGAAUGGCGGGGACCGUGCCCGCUGGGUCGGCCCGGGGCGGGAGCGGCGGCGGGCGGCACCCGGAGCCCGGCGAGGCGGCGGCGGAGCCGGGCGGCGGCUGCAGCCCAGGGUGCCACCAGCGCCGCUGUAAAGCUGCUCCCGAGGCCGAGCUCCCAAAGGCUUUCCCAGCGCUCCUGAUAUCUCAGGAGCAAGGCGCUAUUUAUUCAAAGCAGAGAGAUGGCGGCUGUGAGCUGGAGGAGAGUGAAUUCUGCUCCACUCCUGGAGUUGCGAAGGAGCCUCAGCACCUCCAGGACGGACCAGCAGCCGGGGUUCCACUCUUGCCUGAGGCACAAGAAGCCACUCGGCACAAGCAGGGGGAUGCCCCUUGUGAGCGCGCAGUGCGUGAAGAUGUGGAGAGUGGAUUCUGCAGCAGGGAUGGGAGUGUGAGGGAGCCCCUGGCUGCCCAGGGCACAUCAGCAACCGGCAACAAACACAAAAGGGACCUCAGAAGAUUCCUGGGUGAACGGCUCAGGCGCCAUCCCGUGGGCACGGCGCUGCUGAUCCUGCUGCUGCUGCUGCUGCUGCUGGCUCUGCUGGUGGCCUUGGCUGUGCUGGCAGCACCGCAGGCUCCAGUGACAGCUGCCACUCCACAGUGUGUUCUGGGCUGUCCCUUUGACUGGAUUGGGCACAAGGGGGUCUGCUACUACUUCUCAAGGGAUUACGGCACCUGGGAGCAGGGUCAGGAACGCUGCUCCAAGCUGAACGCCUCCCUGGCCAUUGCCAAGGAUGAGGAGGCCAUGGAUUUGCUCUUCCGCCUCCGCGGGAACGGCGAUUACUGGCUCGGGCUGCGCAGACGGGGCCAGCGCCUGCACUGGGGGGACGGCAGCAGCUACAGCUCCCGGGUUCCUGUCCUCGGCAAUUCCGACUGCGUGUACCUGGCUGACGAUAAAUUCAGGAGCGAGUUCUGCUCAAAUCCGCGGCCGUAUGUCUGCAGCAAGGCCCAAGCUCCCCUGUGACGGGGGCUGCAGAAAGGACCUUCUCCACGCUGGGCAGUGCCAGCUUCCCCUCUCAGCGCAGCCCAGGGCUGUCCUUCCUCAGCUGCACCCUGUGCCUUGCACUGCCUCUCAGGGUCACCUCAGUGCCUGUCCAUGCCCAGAGCCAGCGCUGGGCUGGGGCUGCAAAGGAAACGUCUCUGCAAUCCAUCCUGCCACCCAUGCUGCCUGCAGGGAGUGCAGUGCCCUCAUGGCACAACCAGUGCAAAUGGGAAAUCCAAAUCGCCCUGGCCCCUUGGAAAUCAUCACAAACUGGCCUGAAUGUGACACUUUUGGACUGACCUUGAAGAGGAGGGUCGGUCGGAGCUGGUGCUUGGGGAAGGGAAUUCCCUGCCAUUGGCCAUAACCCGGCCCAGAGGCGCUUCUCCCGCCGUGGGGCGAGGCUGUGCCUGUGCGAGCAGCCCCGCACGGGGCCCUUCCUGUCCCCCGUGGUGCCUGAGGGCCCUGUCCCCCUGCUCGCUGCCCGGGACCCUGCGCUCGCCUCUCCCUGCCCUGCCCAGCCCCGGCUGCCGCUGCCCCGGCCCCGCUGCCUCUCGGGCGCUGCUCCAGCUGUGGCUGCUCUGCAGCUGGCAGGAAUGGAUUUGUAAACGGGGUUUUAAAUAUUGAUAGCAAGUUCACACAGUCUCCUAUAUCUGUAUGCAAAUAUUGAGAUCAGGUGUGUUGACUUAGGAAAGCUCCGCAACAGAGAUUCCAUUGUUGAGAGAGAGAUUGAAUUAGA